AGGUGUCGGUAGAGGCUGCGCGGCGGGAGGGAGGAGCCCGUGCUGGAGCGCCCCCCUGCGUUGGGGCUGUGAGGAGCGGGUGGCCGUAGCCUGUCCCGGCCCCUCGCCAUGAACAUAGACGUGGAGUUCCACAUCCGCCAUAACUACCCCUGGGCCCGCCUGCCUGCCAGCGUCCGACAGGGUCUUGGAAACUCUCAGAGGGAGUAUGAAAAGCAGGUUGUACUCUAUAGUAUCCGCAAUCAGCUACGAUACCGAAAUAACUUAGUUAAGCAUGUCAAGAAAGAAGAACGAAAAUACUAUGAGGAACUGUUAAAAUACAGUAGAGAUCAUCUCAUGCUCUACCCUUACCAUUUGUCUGACAUCAUGGUAAAAGGCCUGAGGAUAACACCAUUUUCGUAUUACACAGGAAUAAUGGAGGAUAUAAUGAACAGUGAAAAAAGCUACGAUUCAUUGCCUAACUUUACUGCUGCUGACUGUCUACGGCUUCUUGGUAUAGGAAGAAACCAGUACAUUGAUCUAAUGAACCAGUGUAGGUCGUCAAAAAAAUUUUUCAGAAGGAAAACUACUCGUGAUCUGCUACCAGUAAAGCCGGUGGAGAUUGCCGUAGAGGCCUGGUGGGUGGUGCAGGCUGGCUACAUCACAGAGGAUGACAUAAAGAUUUGUACUACAUCUGAGAAAUCUGUUAUUGAUAAGAUAAUUGAUUCAGGUCCUCAGCUUGCUGGAUCACUAGACUACAAUAUAGUUCACAGUUUAUAUAACAAAGGAUUUAUUUACCUUGAUGUACCAAUAUCUGAUGACAGUUGUAUAGCAGUGCCUCCACUUGAAGGUUUUGUAAUGAACAGACUGCAAGGUGAUUACUUUGAAACUCUUCUCUACAAGAUAUUUGUUUCAAUAGAUGAACACACUAAUGUGGCAGAGCUUGCAAAUGUUCUAGAGAUAGACUUAUCACUGGUGAAGAAUGCUGUGUCCAUGUAUUGUCGAUUGGGUUUUGCCCACAAAAAAGGCCAAGUAAUGAAUCUGGAAAAUCUUCAUUCAUCAUGGAGGAACAUUCCUUCUAUAAAUCGACUGAAGAGUACUUUGGAUCCGCAAAAGAUGCUGCUUUCAUGGGACAGUGGGGAAAACAGGACUCCUGUACAGGAAGCUUGUUCAUCAGCUACAGAUACUGACACCAACAGUCAAGAUGAUCCAGCUGACACAGCCAGCGUGAGCAGCUUGAGUCUGUCUAGUGGACACACAAAGCGUAUUGCCUUCCUGUUUGAUUCAACUCUCACUGCCUUUCUAAUGAUGGGGAAUCUUUCACCAAACUUGAAAAGUCAUGCGGUAACUAUGUUUGAAGUUGGAAAAUUAUCAGAUGAGUCUCUGGACAGUUUUCUUGUGGAACUUGAAAAGGUUCAAAGCACAGGUGAAGGGGAGGCACAGAGAUACUUUGAUCAUGCACUUACUUUGAGAAACACAAUACUGUUUUUGCGGCAUAACAAGGACCUAGUGGCACAAGCUGCACAACCUGAACAUCCAAAUAAUGGUUUUCCUUUGGAUCUCUUACGAUGUGAGAGUUUGCUGGGCUUGGAUCCUGCAACCUGCAGUAGAGUUCUAAACAAAAACUAUACGCUACUUGUCUCCAUGGCGCCACUCACCAAUGAAAUUCGACCCAUCAGCAGCUGUACCCCCCAGCAUAUUGGACCAGCUAUACCAGAAGUUAGUUCAGUUUGGUUCAAAUUGUAUAUUUACCAUAUUACUGGUCAAGGACCACCAUCCCUAUUGCUAUCUAAAGGGACAAGGCUUAGAAAACUUCCAGAUAUUUUUCAGGGUUAUGAUCGCUUACUAAUAACAUCUUGGGGUCAUGACCCAGGAGUAGUCUUAACUUCGAACAUAUUGACAAUGUUGAAUGAUGCUUUAACACAUUCUGCCGUUCUAAUUCAGGGACAUGGCAUGCACGGAAUGGGGGAAACUAUGCAUAUUCCUUUCCCAUUUGAGGAAGCAGAACAGCAAGGAGACUUCUCUCGUGUGAAUAUGGGCGUUCAUAAAGCAUUGAGAAUAUUAAGUGAUAAAGUGGAUUUGCAGCAUUUUUGUGGAUAUGUUACCAUGUUGAAUCCUUCCAGUCGACACACAAACAGAAAGCUCAGUGAUGCUUCUGAUGGAAAAGGUGAGCUUGAAUUGGCAUCAGGAUCUGAUGUAAAUGGGAGCACAGAAUCAUUUGAAAUUGUUAUUGAAGACACAUCUGUGGAUUCUGCAGCUAAGCAAAGCCCUGAAGUACCCACAACAGAACUGGAAUGGGUUCCCCUGGAAUUAUGCUUUGGAAUUCCACUCUUUAGCUCUGAAUUAAACCGUAAAGUCUGCAGAAAAAUUGCUACCCAUGGACUAUGUAGAAAAGAAAGCCUUCAAAAACUCUUGCAUUCCAGUAGAAAGCUGUCCCUACAGGUUCUUAACUUUGUUUAUUCAUUCCAGGAAGGUAUUUCAACACUGGAUCUGCUCUCUGACACCAGUUCAAGUUUGUUUUCACAACCUACUUCUGCAGACAUAGGUGUUCCACUUCCUGCCAAGAAUCUAAUGUUCAAAGAAGGCAUGUUAUCCGAAUGGAAUGGACAAUCCCCGUCCCCAGUUCUUAUUGCAAACGUACUUAAAGAACAAAUCAAAUAG
Messenger RNA from Emys orbicularis (European pond turtle), 2637 nucleotides. RefSeq names its product family with sequence similarity 91 member A1 (gene FAM91A1). The record is from RefSeq and is a predicted model, not a curated record. Gene Ontology annotation, biological process: intracellular protein transport. The coding region runs from base 109 to 2637 and encodes 842 amino acids. Gene Ontology annotation, cellular component: trans-Golgi network; cytoplasmic vesicle. Lineage: Eukaryota; Metazoa; Chordata; Testudines; Emydidae. The transcript is spliced from 24 exons.